Closterium sp. Naga37s-1 is the source of this 618-nucleotide messenger RNA. The record is from the annotation of a GenBank genome assembly. NCBI's taxonomy places the organism in Eukaryota, Viridiplantae, Streptophyta, Zygnematophyceae, Desmidiales, Closteriaceae.
AUGCGGGAUUCCGGCGAGGUGGAGGUGCUGGAAGACGUGAUGGAGGAGGAGCAGGAUGAACUGGUCCCCAACCCGUUCUACCCGGCCCUCGUGGUCACCCCUCCCGAUGUGACCGUUGAGAUGGAGGAGGAGGCAGUGCUAGCUGCUGAAGUAGAGGAGGCCGAUGAGGAGGCAGUACCUGCUAAGUCAGACUCGAGCAAGUCCGACGAUGGAAACGCGGGCGAAGCUGACGAGUGGAGCGACGAAGGGGAUGAAUGGUGGGCCUCUGGUCGCUAUGAGGGGGCAGAGGUAGAGGAGUGGGUGGCGGGUGACGAAGAUGAGUACAUGGCCACUGAUGGGGCGAUGCUCAGUGAUAGAUGCAGCAGGGCGGAGCUGGGGGAAGGGGAAGCAGCAAAGGAGACAGAGGUGGUGGAGAGGGUGAUGCCGGCAUCCGAACCUGGGAGCAAGCGAAUGGAAAACAAGGAUGCUGAUGCAUGGGAUGUUGAUGCAUGGGAUGCUGAUGCAUGGGAUGUUGAUGCAUGGGAUGUUGAUGCAUGGGAUGCUGAUGCAUGGGAUGUUGAUGCAUGGGAUGUUGAUGCAUGGGAUGUUGACGCAUGGGAUGUUGACACAUGGCGAUAA